Messenger RNA from Lipotes vexillifer (Yangtze River dolphin), 1374 nucleotides. It is a transcript of the gene ERICH1, whose product is annotated as glutamate rich 1. The coding region runs from base 1 to 1374 and encodes 457 amino acids. The transcript has 7 exons. NCBI's taxonomy places the organism in Eukaryota, Metazoa, Chordata, Mammalia, Artiodactyla, Lipotidae. The record is from RefSeq and is a predicted model, not a curated record.
AUGCCCCGCUGGACGCGCUCGGGGCACCGUGGGCCGGGGCGGCGGAGGCGGCUGCAGGGCUGCAGGGUAUCUGGGCUUCAGAGGAGGAGGCCCGGCAGGAGGGGGACUGUGGGGCUGCUAAGCCCAGAGCUGUCCAGCCCGGGGUGCCUUGGGGGCCAGGGUGAGGGCGGCUGGGCGAAGCGCUUCUCCUCUCGGGAGCCCUACCGCGUGCCUUGGAAGAAAGCCCCUCAGCUCGAGCUCAGGCUUCUCCGCUUGGAGCAUGUGGAGCCUUGUCCCCCGAUGCACAGACCCCAGCAGAGCCUGGGGCACUCGCCCUUCCAGGCCCGCUCCACACUGGCCGUGGACUCUCAGAUGGUGUUUGUUGGAAAAGUGCUGAAGAAACUGUAUCCUGAGGUUCCACGUGGCCAAGAGAAGAGGGCCCCAGUGAGUCCAGCCUGCAGAAACCCACCUGAGAAAGUGGCUCCUGAGAGAGCGAAGGGCAGGGGCGUCCCCCCCAUGACAGGUGGUGACACUCGGGUCCAGCCUGCACGACGGCUUUACACCGUGAGCCUGCCACCUGAGGCGUGGGUCCCCCCUCCGCCGGAGGCCCCCAGCUGCUCGAGUCCUGAGAGCUCCUCCAGCGGCGAAGACAUAGGAGAUCAGGAUCUUCAGGCUCAACCAAAGAGAAGAAGAAUUAGAAAGCAUAAUUCAAAGAAAAAAUUUAAAAAUCCCAAUAACAUACCUGUAGAACAAGCAGAAUUAGAGAAACAGCAGAGUAUUUUGCAAGAAAAAUUGCAGCCACGGCACACAGAUGGCCCCCCAAUAAGCAAAAAUAAAAAAAGGAAACUGAAAAAGAAACAGCAAAUUAAAAGGAAGAAAGCAGCUGGCUUACUAACAGGAGUCUCUGGCGUCAACUUCAUGUACCAGCCUGAGGAGACCAGCAGUGAGCAGGGCGACGUGAGAGUGAGUGAUGGAGAGGACGGCACAGACGGGGAGGGAGGGGUCCCGGAUGCCGAGAAGGAAGGAGCCACAGACGCCAGGAAGGAAGAUGUUAAAAGUACGAAUGAAAAGGCAGAUGGUAUCCUGAACUUUUUGAAGUCAACACAAGAAAUUUAUUUUUAUGAUGGUGUCUCCAAGGAUUCGGACUCGGCUGUCUUCAUGGAGACCAGUGGAGAGCUAUUUAAAUAUCUUGAAACUCACAGCAUGCCCUCCUCAGAUGUGUUCAUUCUGGAUCACAUGAAAACGCUGUUACUUUUGCAAGAUACUGAAAGAUUGAAGAGUGCCCUGGAAGUGUUCCCAGAACAUUGCAGGAUGCCACACGACUAUGCCCGAGUAAUCUCAGCUUUCUUUAAUUACUGGAUCACACAUAUCCUUCCUGAGAAAAACAAUGAAUAA